Molecule: messenger RNA, 1761 nt
Organism: Anopheles nili
Lineage: Eukaryota; Metazoa; Arthropoda; Insecta; Diptera; Culicidae
Gene: Hgsnat
Product: heparan-alpha-glucosaminide N-acetyltransferase
Exons: 6
Coding region: 1-1761 (586 amino acids)
Source: RefSeq, a predicted model, not a curated record
AUGAUUGAGUACACAGAACAUUUCUUUCGAGGUCUGGACCUAUGGUCGCUGGCGGUCGACGAGGCAUUCCUGAACGUUUCGGUUCCAAUCGACACUGCACCGAGCAACGACUAUUAUCUGUACGCAAUCUCGGAAGAGUGUGAUAAGUGUCCUUUUACAAAAUUACAACGCAUUCCGGCUGGAAAAAGACACACGUCUUUCAAAAUCGACAUUUCACGUCGGUUUGGUUUACGGGUCCUCGAUCGAGAUGUGGGCAGAUACUCUUAUGAUAACGACACCAACCUGUGCCAAUUUAACAACGUACAAUUGGGCGAAUUUGGCGUUUACGACCUGAACAUCAACCCCGAUGGCAACUGCAAGCUAGAGACGGCCAAAGAGCCUGUGAACGUUUACCUUCCGUUCCUCACGAUCGCAUUGAUUGCGGUUGCCAUUGUCGGUAUUGUGCGAUUGGCACGGUAUGGCCUCAAUCGUUCUCGUAUGGUGAGAUCUCAGGCCGCAUCGCCUCAAGCAUCGGCAGUAGAGGGUGAAUCUGCUGCAGAAGAAAAUGAUAAGCAUGAGACAGAUGCAUCAUCCCAAGUCACCCCCAAAAAGCGCCUCCAAAGUUUAGACACGUUUCGCGGCAUCGCAAUUAUGCUGAUGAUUUUUGUCAACAGCGGUGGAGGCCACUACUGGUGGAUCGAACAUGCUACCUGGAAUGGGCUACACGUAGCAGAUCUGGUCUUCCCAUGGUUUCUUUUCAUCAUGGGAGUCUGUGUUCCGAUUUCUCUUCGGGGUCAGAUCAACCGAAAUGUACCUCAACGCGCGAUUCUUUCAAACAUAGCCGUUCGUUCGAUGAAGCUGUUUCUAAUCGGCCUUUGUUUAAACUCGAUCAACGGACCUUCCAUGGCCAGUCUGCGGAUCUUUGGGGUGCUGCAGCGGUUUGGUAUCGCCUACUUUGCUGUCUCGACCCUGUAUCUGUUGUGCUACGAGCAGGUAUUCCAAUCACAAAACCGCCUUCUACGAGCGAAUGAAGAUAUUUUCAGGCUGAAGAAGCAAUGGUUGCUUAUAGGGGCUCUGACACUCAUUUAUCUUGGGGUGAUAUUUUUCGUAGCUGAACCAGGUUGUCCUAGAGCUUACUUCGGACCGGGUGGAAAGCACCUGUGGAACGCGUUUCCCAACUGCACCGGUGGCAUCACGGGGUACAUCGACAGGUCGAUUCUAGGACUUGCGCAUCUCUACCAGCAUCCGACGGCACGUUACGUUUACGACGCCAUGCCGUUUGAUCCGGAGGGGCCAUUUGGGUGUAUUCCUACGGUACUGCAAGUGUUUCUCGGACUGCAGUGCGGCUGCACGAUACUAGCUCACUCGGAUCACCGUCAGCGCAUGGUGCGCUUUGGAGCCUGGUCACUCUCGCUUGUUCUUGCUGCUGGAAUCCUCUGUGGAUUCUCAAAAAAUGACGGUUGGAUUCCAGUGAACAAGAACCUCUGGUCGCUGUCGUAUGUUCUAGCAACGGGCUCACUAGCCUAUCUGCUACUCCUGCUAUGUUACUACACUAUCGAUGUGAAACGUGUCUGGAGCGGUCGACCGUUCGUUUACGCCGGUAUGAACGCCAUCGUUCUGUACGUAGGACAUACGGUGUUUCACAAGAUGCUACCGUGGCAUUGGCGUAUCGGCAUGAUGAACACGCAUUUUAUGCUUACGCUGGAAGCGCUAUGGAACACAGUGCUGUGGAAUCUCAUUGCGCUGUAUCUGUUCAAACGACGGCUGUUCUACAAUCUUUAA